This is a messenger RNA of Actinia tenebrosa (Australian red waratah sea anemone), 2363 nucleotides long. Its product is annotated as cochlin. Lineage: Eukaryota; Metazoa; Cnidaria; Anthozoa; Actiniaria; Actiniidae. The record is from RefSeq and is a predicted model, not a curated record.
CAUCUAGAUUAUUAUACGCGUGCUAUAUAUCAGGUAUACACGUAUAGAUGACGCUUAUUAUUAUUUUUUCGCAUUAUUAUAGUCAGAAAGGAGAUAUAAGAGGUUAAUUCUAUGGAGAGUAUCUCCUAAGAUCGAUUUGGAAUUUAGAAGAUGAUUUUUGCGGAGAGAGGAAAACUGGAGAAUCCCGAGAAAAAACCCCGAAACACAGGAGAAAACCAACAAAAAUUAAACAGCAAUACUCAUAUGUGAACAUCGACACCUCAUUGGUGAGGGUCGACGUACUACUAGCGCACACGUUUCUUGCUUCCCACAAGUCCCACUAGUGCUUCCGACGUUCAAGCCAGCAAUGUUACUAAUGAUGAAGGGAAUUAGUUGACAUGAUGAGUUGAAUACACCAGCUACACGUUCAUGACAAUACUCGAUGUUCACUGAUAAACGAACAGGCACGUAGUCGAAUGACUAGCAUGAUAGGUGCAUUUAAUAGCGCGUGUGGGUGCACUAACAUUUUAAAUUUUACUCAACAGACAACUUUAACAAAAGGAAAAACUUGAGUUUUUUGCUCGGAGGUUUCUACGGGUAACCGUUGAUUUUAUUUCAACCUCUCUAGUUAUUUUAUAGCUUUCCAAUAAAAUUAGGUAAAAAGUCCUUUUUAAAAAUACACCAUAGCAAGAUAAAUAGUUAUUUUUACUGAGGUUAAUUUCCGUCAAAUUUAAUGAUUUAGUCACCUGCCGAGGAGUGUCAUGACUGACCAAUCAGCGUUCAGAACCACAAGCCGCUUUUUGUUUGUUGUCAUUUAUUUAACGGGAAGUCUACAAACUUUCCCUGAUCUUAUUUUUCUCAUCGUAGUUUGUCUUAUUAGUUAUUAAUGGAUGGAUAAGAAACUAAGGUACGUCAAAUGGUCAACAAUCCUAUUUUUGCUAAGGGUUGAUUUAUAUUUCACGAUAAACAAAUAAUUCAAUAUGGGCAGAUAUUGUGAGUCAUAAUCCAGUGAAGAGAGAGAAAAAACUAAAAACUAUCAUCUAUUUAUUCGAAAGCUAUAAAAUCUAACCUUUUUGGGUGGUCUAAGUCAGAGCACGGCCAAUUCACAGAGUGAUAAGGUCAAUAGAAAUGUCUUGUACAGCUCAGGGAAUAUUAGUAACUGCUUUCUUGGUAUUGUUUAUGUUUUGUGGAGACGCAUUUGGUUCAUCAAAAUGCAAACGUCGAAUCGACCUAGGGUUUGUUAUUGAUCGUUCAGCUAGUAUGGGAGAAAAAAACUUCAAAUACAUCAAGAAAUUUGUCCAAGAUGUUAUCAAACAGUUUGCUGUGUCGUCUGAUGGAACGCGUGUGGGAGUCAUACCCUUUUCUCAUUACUACAAGGUAGCCAUCAAGUUUGACCAGUUUUCAGACUUGGGUGAACUCAGUAAGGCUGUUGAUAACUUGCCAUAUGAAGGUGCUGGAUCGUCCUUAUCCUCUGCAUUGAGGGUAACACAAGUGGAAUUAUUUAAUCCUGAAAACGGGGCUAGAGCAAAAAUAGGAACAAAAGAUAAAACUGAGAUAGAUGAAGUCCUUCAAGCCGUAGUGGUGGUGACGGAUGGAGGUAGCAGUACUGGUAUAGACUCUCUUCUACACUCAGCUGAAACACUCAAAGACUCUGGCAAACGAGUGUUUGUUGUUGGUCUUGGAAAACACGAAUACAUUAAAAACCUGAAGAUGAUGGCUAGUGAGCCAGAAGGAAAUCACUGUUUUGUGGUGAAGAAAGGAGAAGAGUUGUCGAAAGUGACCGCAAAACUCACCAAGGCCAUUUGUAACGACAUUAAACCAGAAAUGAAAGAAUUUAGCGUUACAGAAAACAACCAGGUCUUAACAUCUCAACAAUACCAAACCAAAUAGCUCGCCGUUUUCAAUAAAUUCUAUACAUAUAUACUGAUUAAUGAACUAUUAUAAGAUAUUGUUUUUAACGGCUUCCGUCUUCUUAAAUUACGGACCUAUAUGUAUUACUUUGAAGAAUAAAUAGUUGUAACAGUUUCAGGCCAGAUUAUGGCGCGCCCAGCUUUUUAACAUAACUGCGUGCAGUUGUCGAAGAUGUUCAAUACGCAUAUUCAGUCAACCUCGUUCCCAGGGCCCUCUCACGCAGAGGAGAGAAGACCCUGGCGUUGGCUGAUCAAAUAAAGGUUUUGAUUGGUUUACUUGAUCCUAAAUUUUGAUUGGUUGUUGCUUUGUUAUGAUUUUUUUGGCGCACCAUGGCACGCCUGAGCGAGAAAUAUAAUGACAGAUUUAAACAAGAUGUAGGCAAGACUGGAAGUAAUAAUACGAAAACAGUAGCUACGGCCGGUGUAAAUCUCAGAAAAGCUUGAAGAGAUCCAAAAUUCAAAGAUGGAAAAUUA